Hyaloscypha bicolor E is the source of this 713-nucleotide messenger RNA. RefSeq names its product rab GTPase SrgA. Lineage: Eukaryota; Fungi; Ascomycota; Leotiomycetes; Helotiales; Hyaloscyphaceae. Gene Ontology annotation, molecular function: GTPase activity; GTP binding. The transcript is spliced from 3 exons. Gene Ontology annotation, biological process: protein secretion; regulation of exocytosis. The record is from RefSeq and is a predicted model, not a curated record. Bases 1 to 672 code for a protein of 223 amino acids.
AUGGAAAGCACUCGUGAACACAACUUCUUGAUAAAGCUUGUCCUCGUUGGAAGUUCUGGCGUUGGGAAAACCUGUCUCAUUCAAAGAUACAAUGGAGAUCCCUACAAUCCCGAUAUCUUGCCAUCCAUCAGCGGCGACUGGCUUGUACGGAAGAUAGAAGUAGGUGGAAAACGAGUCAAGUUGCGGAUCUGGGAUACGAGCGGAGUGGAGAGGUUACGACCUCUCACUACGUCCUACUAUCGGUAUUCCAAUGGAGUAUUCCUAGUUUAUGAUGUUGCAAGUGAGGGUAGUUUCAAUGAUAUCCAAUCAUACUGGUCCCAAUCUGUGAAUCAGCAUGCUCCUGAAAAGGCCACUAAAAUUUUGGUCGGCAACAAAUCCGACUUGAUUGAAAGGCGUGUCGUCUCUACGAAGAGAGGAGAGGAGCUAGCAGACAAACUCGGAAUUCCUUUCUUUGAAGUUUCGGCAAAGAACAACUUGGAACUCGGCAAAGCCUUUCACACGAUGACUCUCUUGAUAACAAAAACACUCAUGAACGAUAAUGAGCCCGGAGACUCUCAGUCCGGUGUUGUUGUCGACCCCAAGGCGAAUUCUAAAUCACCUUACCUGCGUAACCUCGCUGGCCUGUUUGCACGGUCACGGGAUCAAUCUAACCGAGCCUCUAUGUUGAACUAGCUAAAGCAAUAUAGCUAGGGUCACGUGCUUGCAAUGUAAAC